AUGGAAAUCAGUGGAUUCACCGCUCUGACUUGGUCUCAUAGCGUUUGUCCUUCUCUUCACCUUCCUCAACCCCUCUUUACCAGAGAGGCUAGGAGGCUUAGGGUUUGGUGCGGCACUGGUCAAACCUCCAAGGGAAAUCAAAUGAUCAUAUCUGUAACUGGAGCAACAGGUUUUAUAGGUAGAAGGUUGGUGCAAAAGCUGCAAGCAGAAAAUCACAGCGUUCAUGUCCUCACUCGCUCUAAAUCUAAAGCAGAACUAAUUUUUCCGGUAAAAGACUUUCCAGGAGUUAAGAUUGCCGAGGAGCCAGAAUGGAAAGAUUGCAUUCAGGGUUCAACAGGUGUUGUGAAUUUGGCAGGAUUGCCGAUAAGUACCAGAUGGUCUUCUGAGAUUAAGAAAGAAAUCAAGCAGAGCAGGGUAAGAGUGACUUCAAAAGUUGUAGAAUUGAUUAAAAGUGCACCAGAUGAUAUUCGGCCCAAAGUUUUGGUUAGUGCAACAGCUGUUGGUUAUUAUGGCACCAGUGAGACGCAAGUAUUUGAUGAACAAAGUCCAUCAGGAAAGGAUUACCUGGCUGAGGUUUGCAGAGAAUGGGAAUCAACGGCUCUAAAGGUUAAUGGAGAUGUUAGAGUGGCUCUAAUUCGCAUAGGUGUUGUUCUUGGUAAAGAUGGUGGAGCUCUAGCUAAAAUGAUACCUCUCUUCAUGAUGUUUGCUGGUGGACCUAUAGGUUCUGGAAACCAGUGGUUCUCCUGGAUUCAUCUAGAUGACAUUGUCAAUUUAAUAUAUGAAGCUCUAUCAAAUCCAUCUUACAAAGGAGUUAUCAAUGGAACUGCACCAAAUCCUGUGAGAUUCUCAGAGUUGUGUGAACAGUUGGGACAUGUCUUGGGCCGCCCCUCGUGGCUUCCAGUGCCUGACUUUGCACUCAAGGCUGUUCUUGGAGAAGGUGCUUUAGUGGUUUUAGAAGGGCAAAGAGUGGUUCCUACUCAAGCGAAGAAGUUGGGUUUCUCAUUCAAAUAUUCAUACGUGAAGGAUGCCCUUAAAGAAAUUAUUUCUUGA
Messenger RNA from Lathyrus sativus (Indian pea), 1050 nucleotides. The record is from the annotation of a GenBank genome assembly. NCBI's taxonomy places the organism in Eukaryota, Viridiplantae, Streptophyta, Magnoliopsida, Fabales, Fabaceae.